Messenger RNA from Euleptes europaea (tarantolino), 7698 nucleotides. Its product is annotated as protein prune homolog 2-like. Bases 1 to 7698 code for a protein of 2565 amino acids. The record is from RefSeq and is a predicted model, not a curated record. Gene Ontology annotation, molecular function: pyrophosphatase activity. Gene Ontology annotation, biological process: apoptotic process. NCBI's taxonomy places the organism in Eukaryota, Metazoa, Chordata, Lepidosauria, Squamata, Sphaerodactylidae. Gene Ontology annotation, cellular component: cytoplasm. The transcript has 9 exons.
AUGGUCAACUUAAGCCGGUCCAAGGUCAGAGAGAGCCAUUCAGCGUGGGAUUCAGCAAGUUGCAAGAGUCGGAAUAAACACUUGGAAAAAGUACAUGUAGUCCUUGGAAAGAAGUUGUGUGAUGUGGAUUCUAUUACUUCUGCUUUAACAUAUGCCUACUAUCUUGAUAAGGUCAGUCCACCUGACAUCCUGUGCUUACCAGUAGUGAACCUACCAAGAAGAGAAUUCUGCUUCUACACAGAAACAAAGUUUAUUUUGGAGGAGCUGAAUGUCCCAGAGACUCUUCAUGUCUUCCGGGAUGAAAUCAAUUUGCAUCAGCUGAACAAUGAUGGGAAAUUGUCUCUGACUCUUGUGAACGGCAGUGCGCUGACAAGUGAAGAUAAAAAUCUGGAGUCAGCUGUUGUCAGAGUCAUCAACCCUGAGGAGCGAUGUGAUGGCAACCUGGAGUUACUAGAAUCUUCUUCCUCCGUAGUAGCAAAAGAGAUUCUCCAAGAGGCACCAGAGUUAAUCACUCAGCAACUGGCUCAUCUCCUCAGAGGCAGUAUCCUAUUUAAAGCAAUUGCUGUGGAUUCUGAAAGAAUGUCUGAAGAACAGGAUGAAGUGCUUUCCAGAUUGGAAGAGAAAUUCCCAGAGCUGUUACCUCGUGAGGAGAUUAUCAGUGUUCUAGAGGAGGCUCAGUUUCAUGCUGAUGGGCUCAGGAUUGAGGAGGCUGUUCUCAAGAAUCUUAAGGAGGUGUCAGAUGGAGAAAUAAAAGUUGCAGUUGGUACUGUAUGUUUGAAUCUGGAGGACUGCUUACUUCACAGAAACAUGAGUGGGGACCUGAAAUCAUUUGUACAUAAAUACAGCUUUGAUGUCCUUGUCAUUUUGGCUAGCUACUUAUCAGAAGGAGGACAGGAAAAAAGGCAAAUAGCAGUGUAUUCAGAAAACAUGGAGCUUGGAAAUCAGAUUUGCUGUGAGUUAGAAGAAUGUCAGAAUCCUUGCCUGGAGUUGGAUCCCCUUGAAUAUGGAUGUGACCAACUCCUCAUUUAUCAACAAGAAAAUUCUUUAGCAAAUUUGGAUGAAAUUUUUCUAUUAAUGAAAGAUGUUAUCAGCAGGAGACAUCCAGAAAUGGCUUCUAACAGUAGAACAUCUUCCACCGAAGCUGUUGCUGGGAGUGCCCCACUUUCCCAAGGGUCUUCUGGUAUUAUGGAGCUGUAUGGUUCUGAUAUUGAACCACAGCCAAAUGCUGUAAACUUUAUAGAAAACCCACAAGAUCAUAAUGCUCAAGCCCAUGCUGAUGUUAACAUUGAUCUUGUGAGUCCAGACAGUGGACUGGCUACUAUCAGAAGUAGUAGAUCUUCCAAAGAGAGCUCUGUUUUCCUUAGCGAUGACAGCCCAGUAGCAGAAGGUGCUGCAUCUCAUCACAGUUUCCUUUCUGGUUUUGACUCCUAUAGUCCCAUUCCUGAAGGAGCUGUGGCUGAAGAAGAAAACACGCAGUCUAGAAACAGUAGUGAUAAUUUUGAUCUUUUCAACUUUGAUAUAGCACCAAUAGCAACAGUUCAGAUUGAGUCUUCUCAUUCUAUGGACUGUUCCCCAGCUGAUGAUUUCUUCCAUGACAGUGGUUCAUUAGAAGAACAGCCACUGUCUGAUUCUAAAGUAACUGAUGAGACAAAUAUUACAGAACAUGACAAUCAAUAUUAUUCAACUGAUUUAUUAAUGGCAACAAAUGGAGAAGAUGAAUAUAGCCACAGGAAAGAAAAUCCUAGAGAUUAUUCUGAAAAAAAAUCAAGUGUGGUUGACUUGGAAAGUGAUUCUUCCUCUAGUCCUGAAGUAUUAAAAAAUGUUGAGGAAACCCCACCAACUCCAGUGAACAGCCUUGUGGAAAGCUCACCUUUAGCUAGUGGGCCACCUGUAUUUUAUCCUCAAGAUAUAAUUAAAAAAAUUAUUGAAAUUGAUCCUGUAAACAGUUCUCAAUCUCAUGUUAGAUGUAAUAGCUGGUGGGAUGGCUUUGACUUAGAUUCCAAAAAUGCUGAUGCAUGGAGUUCAACUGAACCAGAAUCUGUUUUUCAGAGUCCUGAUUCAUGGAAAGAUUAUAAAGCAAGUGCAUUACUGAGACAGCAGGCUGACAGAAGGACUUCAGAUUCUGUAUGUAUACAAAAACAACAACAGCAUAUGGAAUAUUCAAGAGCAGGUUUUUGGGGAAACCGGUUUAGUCCAGCCCAUAAUGAGCAUACCUUAGAGUGUCAACAAAAAGUCAAUGAACAACAAAAGGAAGACUUUGCUAACAUGUGGAAGUCCUGUAAACCAGUUCCUGUAAUAUCUGACCCAUGGUGUAAUGAUGGAUCAGAUACUGGAUACACCAAAACAGAUUCUGCUAAUGGUUGGGCAAAGGUUGACCAUGAUGGUUCUGGGCAUUCAGCAGGAAUAUGGAAUGCUGCUCAAGUAGAUUUGGAUCAGAUUUCACUAAAAAAUCUUGAUACAUGGACUAAAGGUAGUAUAACAGACCACCAAAUUGAAAAUCUAAACCAUCAAGAAGAUUUAGGAUCUGAAAGCAAAGGACAAUAUAGUACAACAGAAAAACACAGAUCAUACGAAAAUAUGAAAUUUGAUAUUGGUAACAUGCAGGAGAAUGUUAAAUUAUCUAUGGAACACCAAAACAACACUACACAUGAGCCAGAGCAAUUUGACAGUACAGACAGCUGGGGGGUAUAUGACACAAAUGACAGAAAAGAAAUACUUGGAAACUUUGUACCGUGGGAAGAUCCCUUCUUGUCAUACAGAGAUUCAGACCUUAUCACAUCAGAUACAUGUGAAGAUGUGGCUGUUUCUCCCCCAGAUACAAAUUAUUCAUCUGAUUCAUAUGUAUCUCCAACAGGGGCUGGGGAUGAAAGAGAAGGUGAAGGACAGCAUUCUGAAAGAGAAUCAAUGCUUGACCACAUCAUUAACUCAAGCUCAGGUGAACAUGAAACUAAUGGUGUGACAGAUGAAAAAUUAUCAUCACAGCCAGCUCCUGUAAGCCCAUCCCUUUCAAACAAUGAAAACACAGGCCCCUGGAAAUCAUCACUUAAUGAAGUCCAAAUGGAAGCUAUACAGUCUGAAAACAUACUGGUUACAGUCACUAAGACAAGUUCACUUGAUUCAGAGCAAAAGGACAACACAUAUUUUUCAGAUAACUACAGUUGUGAUGAAAGUAGCCCUUCUAGUUCUGAAGACUGUGGAAUAAUGCUGAUUUCUAAACAAAACAAUAGUGACUUAUCUCUACAUACUAGCAUACUCACGGCAGAAGCUGAAAUAGGCAGCAGAGUCAUCCUUGAGGAUACACAACCAGUUAGAAAUAUUCCAGACAUAGCUGGGAGUUUAGAUUUGGAAACAAGUGUCUUGGAAAGCACCAUUUCACUUAGUGAUCAAGUACAGGAAGACAAACUUCCAGAUAAACAGUUGAGCCAAGAGGACGAACAGUUUCCGCAGAAUGAACAGGCUGCUGGGAAACACAAUAACAUUGUAUUUGCUUCAGCAGAAGGAGUCAAGGAAUGUAAACUAACAGAUGAGGAAAAUGGAGAAGUCACAGUUAACAGUAUUAAGAAUGACAUCAUACAAAAUGACAAUACACCACUGUCACUUCUGCUCCCUCUGUCAUGUGUUAAUAAUACUGAGGAAAGCAAGACAACUUCUGAUUAUCCCAGCUCACCAGAAAGUUUAGAAGAAGUAGGAACAGAACCAUCAGAAACAGACAUGCCAUUUCCCAAUCAGGUUCAUCCUGUCAUCAAGGAAAUAAAGAAAGGAUCUUUAAAUGGAAAUUCAGAAAGUUUUCCUGUGUUUCCCAAAGAAGAUACCAGACAUUUGGUACAUUUUUACAUAGCGGAUGACCCAAAAUAUGAUUAUAACGAAGCAUCUCCAUUAGAUUCCAAACAUUUUGAUGACGGUCUAUCUGCCCAGACCAUAAUGAUCCCUGAGAUGGAAAGUCUUUAUUCAAGUUCACCCAGAGGGGAAAACAGCCAAGAAAAACAUGUUUCAAUAACGGAAAUAAUUGACAACGAAGAGGUAUGGAAUGAAAUGGUGAACAGUAGCUAUAAGGCAUCUGGUUCUUUGCCACAUGGAACAUCAAUAUUAAAAAGAGAAAAUCAGGAUCUUUUAUUUGAAAAUUCAGUUCCUACCAUGAACAUUUGUAACUCUGACUUAGAAACUCCUGAAAAUAUCUCAAAAGUGAACAGUGAACAUGAAACAUCUUUGGAGGAUAAAAAUCAAGACAUCGAAAUCCCACAGAAUCCAUCUGCAGAAUGUGCUGAAUCCCUAGAUGAUUCAGAUAUGAAUGGAACAAAUCACUCAUUGUCAUGUGAAAUGGAUUCUUUUAAGAGAAGUGAAACUCCUGAAUGUUUGGAGUUUAAGAAUAAGCUUUCAAAUGAAAAAAUAAUUGAUACUGUACCUCACCAUACAUUUUUCCAAAUUCUAGAUGCAUGGAAUGUGUCAGUGAAUCAACAGAUGCAAUCUGUUGAAACAAGUCCUGAGAUAAGUGAAGACCUUGAAACAUUAGAUAUCAUAAAUAGCUUCUCAUCAGAUGCUCCAACAAAAAACACCUACAAGGAAGAUAACCCCUGCAGUGUUUCCAUUCAUGAGUAUACACACUCAAGUGCAACAAGUCCUGAUAUAAGUGAUUCUUCUAUAAAUGUGCAGACAGCUAAUACUCAAAAAGAAAAUGUUGAUACUAAGUCAGAAGCUUCUGGGAAAGAAAAUAUUGAGAAUAAAAGCCAGGAAGAUUCUGAAACAAGCAUUGAUCAUAAAGUUCCUAAAAACUUAGAUCCUUGGAAUGCACAUGUGCAGAGUGAUACAGAAUUGUUUCUAUCUAGUCCUGGAAUAGAUGAGUAUUCAGAUUACUCAAAUGUCUGUCUGGCAGGGAUACAGUCAGGUUUAUACCUGGACAAAUUGGAGGAUACAGUUAAUGAUAUUAGAGAGCAGGACAAUUUACAGUCUAUUGGAACAAAUUUUGACACUGAUUCAAAAUGUUCUGGUGUUGAACCUCAUUUGGAGAAAAAGGUCCAUAUAGCCAUUUUAAAUAAAAGUUCUGAAGAUGUUAAUACAUGUAACACUCUGAGGGAGAAUGAUGUUGAUAAAGUUUCUAAAUGUUCAGCACAUUGGGAAACAAUUCAAGAUAAAAUACUUCUAAGUACUUCUUCUGAACAACCACAUGAUGCAUGUUCUUGGAAUUCAGGUAGAGUGCAUGAUCAUAAUGCACAAAGUACUGCUGUAAAUCAUGAAGAAAAUUAUACUUCAAAGAAUCCAGAUGCAUGGGACGUACUACUGCAAUGUAAUUCAGAAAAUGUACUAGGAAAAGAUCAUGAGUGCAUAGCUCUUGGAUUUCCAGCUGAUUCUUCAGAAUGGUGGAACAUACCAAACCAUAAUGAGAGAGUGAUGAAAAGUCAGCAAUUUAAUUCUGAUGACUUUCAGAUUAAUGAUGCAGUAAUCAAUGCCAAUGAUGCAUACAAGCAAAGAAAGGAAAAACUAAAAGAACCAAAUUUCACUGAUACCCCUAAUGAAAAAAAUGAGUUUGCUCAAUAUAAUAGUGAAGGUGAACACACAAAUGAAGAAUGCUCAUUGGUUACCCAAGAAGAUGUAUUAAAUGGUGAUGCUGUUACCUUUGAAGAGUGGGGCCCUCUGUCACCAGUAUACAAGGAUGGAGAUGUAAAAGAAAAGCCCUUUGCUAAAGUUAAUAUUGGUCAAGAUACUGUUAAACAAUCUAUUCCAGAAGACAGUCCGUUAAAUGCAUUUACUCAUGUAGCUCCAACAUUAGGCUUGUUAAAAGAUAGUAUGAAUGUAACAUCUGGCUGCCCAGUUGAAGUUAACAUAAAUCCAUUUGACCCAAAUCUUUUGGACACCAGUGAAAAACCUCAAUCUGAUCCUUUAAAAACAGCAAGGAAUUUCAGCCCAAUGUGUGAUGAAGAUAGUGUUCCUCAACAGGAUGAAUUUGUUCCAGAUAUACUACAAAGUAAUACCCUGGGGGAUUUGCAGGCCUUCACUGUUGAGCCUGAUUUGUGGACUGAUGUUGAGCAGCCUUUAAUCUUGAGAACAAACAGAGAAAAUCCUGAUAUAUUAAGCCAUUGUGACCAUGAUAGCAGUUCACAAGCCUCAAGCAGUCCUGAUGUUUGCCAGGAGUAUGAAAGCAAGCAAACAUAUGUACAAGCUUCAGUUCUAUCAGACCCUGAAGAAGCCACUCAGAUGUCUCCCAUACCAUCUGAUAUAUGGGUAGACACAAACUUCAGUGUCAACCAACAACUGAUAGUUGACAGAGAAGGAUCCCACACUGAAGGAAGCAGUUCAUGUUUCUUAACUAAUGAUGAGUCACGGUUUGAUGAGUCCUACCAAUUAAUGUCUUUUAAAACUGAAGAACCAUCUGAUAUUGGAAGGGACAAAAUUAUGCAUGAACCUAAUGUAACAAACAAACCCAGCAUUGAACAAAUGUCUCUGACUAGUUCCUGUACUGAUAUUUUGAAAAUAUUAUCCUUUAGUAUGGAAAACAAUAAAAUUGAAAAUAAAAGCCUUGAAGAAAAAGACUCAGCUUCCAGAGACGCAAUUAACUACCCAAAUCAUGUUGCUGCUUCAGGUUUUCCCACUGAUAGCUCUGUAUUUAGUACCUUUCCUGACAGUAAUCAGAUUUCAACCUUUGACCAUACAACAGGAACGACUGACAAAUGGGAAACAUCAGACAUGUGUCUAGGUAUCAGUAAAGUUGGAGGAAAGCCGAGCAUUAAUGAGACACAAAUUAUUAGUAGCUCAUCUAUCAUAUUAAAUCAUCCAGCAAUGCUAGAUAAUGAACUAGAAGAAGGAAUAGAGACUGAAAAAACAUUCACAAAGAUAUGCUCACUACAAGCCUCCCAAGAAGAGGAGGGGGAAGAUUUUCUAAAGGGUGCAGGAAGUCAGUAUGCUACUAAUUUUGUACAAGAACAUGAAAACGUGCAAAAGAAUCAUAGUCCAUGCUUUACGGGAUUACUCAGUAAACAAUCAUCAUCAGCUUGUACUUCUCCAUUUGAUUUAUCAUUUGCCUCAGAAUUCACUUUUCAGCAGGGUGACACAAACUUUGCAAAAUCUAACACUAAAGAUAUUGAAGAUGAGGUUGCAGAUGAUUCUCAGAUAGAUCAAGGUUGGGGGUCACUGUUGAUAGAAUCUGAAGUAUCACCAGAAUCGUCAUACACUUCCAAAGGAUUUGCAUACAAAACUGAAUCAAAUAACGCUGACCCACAAACUGGUGCAGGUAAAAUGAACUUUUCAGAAUUUAAAACUAGUGAUGUCAAAGAACAGGCUGCAUUAUUUACUCAAGAAGAUCAAGGCUGGGGAUCACUUUUGUUAGAAUCUGAUGAGCCUCCAGAAUAUUCAGAUGUUUUGAAAGAAUUUGAACAUGAAACAGAUUCAAGUAUUACUGAUUCAACAGCUGGUGGAGUUGAAAUGACCUUUUCAGAAUCCAAACCCAGUGACAAGGUUGGGGAAUGUUCUCAAGAAGACCAGGACUGGGGAUCUUUAUUGCUAGAAUCUGAAAUGACUCCUAAAUCAACUGAUUCUUUGAAAGGAUUUGAGUAUGAAACAGAAUCAGUUAGUAUGGAUUCACCAGCAGAUGGAGUCAGAGGAAUGGCAAAUGGAUUUCAGAACUCUGCAUUUAACAAUUUCCACUGUAAUCAUUGUCUGAAGUUCGGGGCAUUGAUUAUUAUUGGUUUUCUCAUUGGCAAAGACUAA